Messenger RNA from Stegostoma tigrinum, 1534 nucleotides. Its product is annotated as adiponectin-like. The transcript is spliced from 3 exons. The record is from RefSeq and is a predicted model, not a curated record. NCBI's taxonomy places the organism in Eukaryota, Metazoa, Chordata, Chondrichthyes, Orectolobiformes, Stegostomatidae. Gene Ontology annotation, molecular function: protein binding. Bases 4 to 960 code for a protein of 318 amino acids.
UCCAUGUGCAGGAGCAAUAGGGCAGCCAGAUCUUGUAGCGUCAGCCUUGAAUACAUUGCAAGGAGUCAACUCCGACUGAUAGGAAAGGACAACGUGAACUUGGUGAGUUGGGGCAGAGCUUCAUCAUUCACAGUGAAAAUGAUAUUUAAACGACUCUUCUGGCUAGUGGCUUUGGUUGGGCUGGGGCAUUUUGACGAAACAACUGUUGAACCAGAUGACUCUGAAACUGAACCUGUCACUGAUAUGAGCGAACCUGAACCAACUGUUGCUAUAAGUGAACCUGAAGCUCCAGAAACUAUUCCACAAGAAUCCCCCAAAAUAAUUGAUGGUUGCCCGAACUGGAUGGCAGGAAUACCUGGUAGUCCCGGACAUAAUGGUUUUCCUGGUAAACCAGGCAGAGAUGGCCGUGAUGGUGCAAAAGGAGAAAAAGGGGAAACAGGAUUGCCAGGACCAAAGGGUGAUGAAGGACUGCCUGGAGAACCAGGUGCGGAUGGAGAACAAGGGCUUCCUGGCCUGCCAGGACACAAAGGAGAAAAGGGAGACAGUGGUUAUUAUUACCGCUCAGCAUUCAGCGUGGGACUCACCACAAGGAAUCCUGUCCCAAACAUCCCCAUCAAAUUCUCCAAAAUCUUUUACAAUGAUCAAAAACACUACAAUGAAGAGACUGGCAAAUUCACCUGCCCCUAUUCAGGGGUGUACUUCUUUUCAUAUCACAUUACUGUUUAUACUAAGGAUGUCAAAGUUGGCUUGUACAAAAACAACAAGGUUAUAAUUUUCACUUAUGAUCAAUUUCAGAACAAUAAUGUAGACCAAGCUGGUGGCUCUGUUGCAGUACAUUUGGAUGAGGGGGAUGAAGUGUGGUUACAAGUUUAUGGAGACAAUACAUUUAAUGGGAUUUACGCUGACAACAAUAACGAUUCCACAUUUACAGGAUUCCUUCUGUACCCGGAUUUGUAUUAAAUAAUUUUUAUUACUAUUACAGAAAUUCUAAACACAUUUUGUUAAGUUUGUCACCACUGACAAUUUAUGAGCUGAAAACACUAACCAAAUAGCAAAUAACAGUUAAACAAUUUGCACAUUUGUUAUGGAUCACUAAUCUCCAUAAUAAUGUUCUAUAUGCAGUUUUCGUAUUUCCCUAUAAGAUUGCCAAUGAAUAACUGAAUAAAUCAGAUAUUUAACGAACAAUUAUUAAUCAUUCAAGUCCGUGCAUUAUAUUACAAGCUAAGGUUUUAGAUGUGUUAUCAUUAUCACUGUAAAACUGGUAACAUGAACUGUAAGGCAGUCACAUUUUGGGGAUUAUUACAUAUCUGUACAGUAAAGAUGGAAGCAGCAGCUGUAUUUCAUCUAUUAAUAGACACUGUUGUAAUGUUAACGAUGACUAAAAGACAUUAAAUAUUCAGGACAAUCCUGUGUCACACUGUGAAUUUACCUCAAGAUUCCAUUUCAAUACCUACUAAAUUGGUUACGAUCAGUGAAGGCCUUGUUCACAAAACACUUUGAGGUUUUAUGGAAUAAUAAACUGUAAUUAAAAAUG